AACAUUUAGAUAGAAACUACUCGAAAAAAUUAAUUUAUUACUUACAAUGUUUUUAUGUUUUCACCAAUUUUGUUAUUAUAUUGUGGAUUCCCUAACUGACAUAUUAUUACACGUGGUAGACAAUAAUAAUACAUUGAUAAAAAAAAGUAAUGAAACACACCGGACUCGUUCUCAUGAAUCCGUACGUCAAGGUUCCAAUCUUAACUGUUUUAAGAAUAUAUUUCAACAAACAUCAAAAUAUAACUCAAAGACGUUACCACCAUAGUCAAAUACAAGAAACAAACAAAAAAAUCAUUGGAAUCAUUGGCUGCGGGGCAUCUGGUUUAGCGGCUUUAAAAAAUUUUGCAGCCGAAGAUUCACUGUUCAAAUGCGUUGCGUUUGAACAGACUGCCAGCAUAGGAGGUACUUGGGUCUAUACAGAUGAUGUCGACCGAGAUCAGUAUGGCUUACCAGUUCACUCCAGCAUGUACAAAAGCCUGAGGUCAAAUUUGCCAAAAGAAAUUAUGGAAUUAAGUGGAUUUCCACAUACAGGCGUUGGGGAUGCUUGCUACUUUCCAGCUUCAUACAUACAGAAAUAUCUGAAUGAUUUUACUGAUCAUUUUAAUUUAAGACCAUAUAUUAAGUUUAAUCAUCAUGUGGAAAAAGUAAGACCUAUCAAUGACAGUCAAUGGGAAGUAAAUGUUCUCAAUUUGCAACAACAAAGUAAAGAAACUUACAUCUUUGAUGCAUUGGUGAUAUGUGUUGGUAAUUAUAGCAACCCUGCUAUUCCAAAUGUUAAGGGUUCCAACAUAUUCAGAGGAAAAAUCAUGCAUAGUCAUAGCUAUAGAGAUGCAGAUUUAUUUAAAGGAAAUUCGGUAUUAGUUAUUGGCUGUGGUGCAUCUGGCCUAGAUAUAUCAUUUGGUGCAUCAAAAGUAGCGGACAAGGUUUUCUUGAGUCAUCAUAAUCCUCAAUUAAUGAAGUUGAAAAUUCCAUCUAAUUAUUUUCACAAGACCGAUGUUAAGGAAAUUGUUGAAGAUGGUGUUAUUUUUCAAGAUGGCUCUUAUGAAAAAAUUGACACUAUAGUAUACUGUACAGGAUAUACAUAUAAAUAUCCAUUUUUAAGUAAUGAAUGUGGAAUAAAUGUUGAAAAUAAUGUUAUUAAAAAUCUUUUUAAGCAUAUGAUUAAUAUUGAAUAUCCAACAAUGGCAUUUAUUGGUGUACCUAGAAACACUACAGGGUUUUAUUUAUUUGAUUUUCAGUCCAGAAUUUUUAAAAAGAUUUUGGAAGGUGGUGUGAAAUUGCCUGAUAAAAGAGAAAUGCUUCAAGAUACCUAUGAUGAAAUUGAGGCUCGAUUGGCUAGUGGUCAGAGAUUAAAGGAUCUUCAUGCACUGGGUAAAACAAAGUGGGCAAUGCAUUAUUACACAACAGUUUCGAAAUUUGCUGGUGUAGAACACCCACCACCAGUGUUAUUACAAAUAUAUUUUGAUGGUCUAGCGAGGCUUUCAGAAGAUUUUUUGAACUUUAGAGGUGAUAAAUACCAAAUUAUUGAUAGAGAACAUUAUAAGGUACAAUAUUUUGACCGAAAUGAUACAAUUAUUAAAAAACAAAUUUUAUAUUCUUUUUAAAAUUUUAUUACGUAAUAACUUUAAAUUAUAUUUUGUUAAAUAUUUGUUUUUUAGAGUUUAAAUUUGUUACAUUGAUUAUUAUACAUUUUAUUUUAUCAUAUAUUAUAGAAAUAUAUUUUAUGUAUCAUGCUGUUUGUAAAUGUCUUACAACCAAGUUAAAUGUUUAACAAAAUUGUGAUUAUAUUAUCUAUUAUUUAGUGUUAAAUAAUUUAAGGUUAAUACAUCUACAACCUAUCUUAUACUAGUUAAACUUCAACAUUAUCAACUAAUGACCAUGUCAGUUUAAAUUAAUUUGUUGAUAAAACAUUAUUGAUUUUAUGAAUCGUGUACACAGGGAAUUUAGUGGAUUACAUUCUCCCUCUAAAAUUUAGAUUUUAUAUUAUAAUAAAGGGUGGUCAAAUGAGUAACGCUCUGCUGUAUAGUAGGUCACUAUAAUUGAUGUAUUAAAUUUGAAUCCAAUGAUAGGUAUCAUUGUAUACGAAAAAUAAUUCUGAACAAAGAUGAUUUAUCAGCCUAGGAUAUAAUUUCCAGUGGUUGGUGAAAAAAGUGGUUUAUGUUUUAAUGGCCAUUAAUACAUUAUAAAAUUUAAGUUAUUUUAUAACUAUUGUAAGCUAAACUUAUGGAAAAUCUUGUAUUAGAUUUUCAACUCUUAGCUACCUAUACAAACAUUUUUAUGAAUUAUACUUACAAAAUAAUUUGCAAAUAUUCAUGAUUUUGACGAAUUUUUGUUAAUAUUUGAAUUUCAAAUGCUAAUAAAGAAAAAAUGUGCGUAUGUAUUCUUAUAAUUUUUAAAUCACUAAAAGACUAACUUAUGAAGAACUAUGUAUUAUAUUAAUUGUGUUAUUAUAUAUUAUAUUAAGUUUUUUUGAGCACUCAACAUUUUUUUAUUGACACUUCAAAAAAAGUCAAAAUAUUUUGAAAAUUUAACUGUAUAAUUAUUAUAUAUAACACUAAUAUAAACAUUUGGUCAAUAUUUCAAGUAUUUACAGUGAUUCAUCUGAGUUACAACCAUAUAAAAAACAAAUUUGGAUGAAAACUGGUUUUGUGUAAAAAUUCCAGAUUUUCCAUCACUUUUUUUUGUUUUUUGAAUUUUUCUGAAAAUUGUUGGAAAAUACUUACUUUUGACCUCUAUAAACCAUCAAAAAUAUUCACUUAGCCAUCAAAAACCACCUUCAAAGUUAGAAAUUGAAACAUUAUUUUGACAAGUUAUGCUGUACACAAAACAAAAAAUAUACAUAUAUACAUUUUAAAAUCAAUAUAUUCAUCAUUUUGUUCAAAAUCUAAAAUACAUUUUUUAUGUAACCUACAAAUUUAUAUAUAUUGUGAAAAUUUGCAAGUAAUUUUGUAGUUGAAAAAUAAUAAUUUUUUUUUGUUUUAUAUCAAAGGUUUAAAAAUUCAAUACUAAGUUUUCCUUCAAAUAACUAUAGAGAAAAACUCAAACCAUCAUUAUAGGAAAAAUUUUAAGUGCGUUUGAAUUUUAAAUUUUUACGAUAUUGCGUAACAAUAACAAUUUAUCCUCAAACAAUUUUAAAUAUUUGUUAUUAUUCAAAAAGUAUUAGUUGUAAGAACUUGAACAUUUCACCAGUUAUUUAGAUUGGCAUUUACUUUACAUGAUUUUCUUUUCAAAAUAUUUUACUUAUUUUAAUGCUAUUUAUAGGCAUUUGAAAUAUUCAUUUUUGUAAUAUUUUUUUUUUUAUUAUAAAUAUCGAUAAUUUUUUUUGGCUGAGUCAAAAUUCAUGAAAAUUUAAUGCAAAGUUCCUCAUAAGUUAUUAUUUUAGUGAUUCAAAAAUAAUAAGAAUACAUAGGCACAAUUUUUUUUAUUAGCAUUUGAAAUUCAAAUAUUGAUAAAAAUUCGUCAAAAUCGUGAAUAUUUGCAAAUUAUUUUGUAAGUAUGAUUCAUAUAAAUGUUUAUAUAGGUAGCUAAGAGUUGAAAAUUUAAUACAAGAUUUUCCAUAAGUUUAGCUUACAAUAGUUAUAAAAUAACUUAAACUUUAUAGUGUAUUCAGGCCAUUAAAACAUAAACCACCUUUUUCACCAACCACUGGAAAUUAUAUCCUAGGCUGAGAAAUCAUCUUCGUUCAGAAUCGUUUUUCGCAUACAAUGAUACCUAUCAAUGGAUUCCAAUUUAACACUCUUAUAGUAUAUAAUAGUGAUUCACACGGCACCUAAUGUACAUCAAAGCGCUCACUUGACCGACUUUUUUAAACAAUUUCUUCAUUGCUUGUAUUAAUUUUUCUGCUAACAGAUUUGAUAGAGCAUAGUUUGGACUUGAAGUAGGUAACAUGCUCUAUAGUUUAUACCCCAAUUAAACAAGUAUUAUUUAAUCCAAUGAUAAAUGUGCUAUUUCUAUAAAUUUAGAAUAGUAGUCUACUUCUAAUAAAUAAAUGUUGUUAUCAAAGUGAAAAAUAUCAGUUUUUAAUUUAAACUAAGGUAGUUGAGAAAUAUCAAUGGAAUUUAAGGUUCUUUUGAAUUAUUAUUUCUGUAUUUCAUAAAUGCCUCACAAUUUUCAACAAUAUUUUUUUAUAUCUUAGUUUGUAUAAAGCCAAAAUAUCAAAUCUUUUAUUAAAUUUUUUCAUCUCUUAUACUCAUGUGACCUUCAUUAACUAAUUUUAACAUUUCGGGUCUAAACUUUAUGGAAACGAGAACAAUUGUUUUUAAAAAUUAAGUUAUCAAUCAACAAUCAUACAUACGUCUUCUUUAAAAGUCCAGUAUGGUUUAAGAAUUUCAUUAAUUGCAUUUUUAUUCUCUGGCCAACCAUUCUUUAUGGUUUCAAUUAUUUAUUGAAAUACAGAAUUAUUUAAUGUUUCUUUUUUAUCAAAUUUAAUGUAUAUUUUGAAUUAAAUUUUGAACAUGUAAAAUUACAUUAUUUAUAAUUUCAUCAUCUUCAGUUAUAUCAGUUUUAUUAAUUGUAGCCCUAGAUAAAGUAUCAGCAAUUUUAAGUAAUCUACCAGGAAUAAUGAAUAAAUGUUAAUUUGAGAUCAUAAGGUUGUAAUUUAAGCAUCAUGAGUAGGAUACGGACUGGAACAGAAUAAAGAGAUUUCGCGAAAAGUGUGACUAGUGCCUUAUGAUCAGUUUGCACAAUAGUUGUUUGACUAUACUAAUAUUUAUGAAAUUUGGUCGCAACUAAUCAUUAUUGCAUAAAGUUCUUUUUCAAUUUUCACAAAAUUUUAUUGACUUUCUGUUAAUGAUUUUGAAGCAUACGCCUUAUAAUAAAAUUAUAAUUUAUUGUUA
Messenger RNA from Aphis gossypii (cotton aphid), 4835 nucleotides. RefSeq names its product senecionine N-oxygenase-like. The record is from RefSeq and is a predicted model, not a curated record. The coding region runs from base 150 to 1604 and encodes 484 amino acids. Lineage: Eukaryota; Metazoa; Arthropoda; Insecta; Hemiptera; Aphididae. The transcript has 10 exons. Gene Ontology annotation, molecular function: N,N-dimethylaniline monooxygenase activity; NADP binding; flavin adenine dinucleotide binding.